AAGAAAAAGAAAAGGAAUAAUAGGGUAGUUUUUUGAGAGUGCCGCCGAUCUACUGGGCUUGAUAUCUCGGUGGUAGCUUCAAGUUGAGAAAACCUAGAAGUAGCUCUAUGAGGUCGCGACAAUCACAAUCUUAGAUUCAGAUCAAAUAAAAAAUGUUGCUAACAAUCAGACAGGCGAGGCAGAAAAGUAGAGCCCUCUUCAAUCAUCCCGAAUCCGCCAUUAACAAGAAUACCCUUUUGUUCUAUCUAUUUUACUCCACCAAUACUCCUUUUGCCGCCUCAAAGGCAAUCCCUGCAUACCCACGUCCCUUUUUACCUUCAUCUUCAAAUGUUUUGUCAACUUCAGGAGAAUGGCAGCCGAAAGAUGUUGUUUUAUCAUUUAAGGAGUGGUUCAUGAGCAGAAAAAAUCCAGUUUUUGAUCGGAUCUUUGAGAUAUUACGAACCCAAGAUGAUAUUACAGCUGAUAUAUCAAUGUCUCGACUCAAACUUCGACUCUCCGAGACGUUGAUUCUUGACGUGUUAAACUAUGAGAAAAACAAGGAUGUAUUGUCUUGUUUGAAAUUCUUUGAUUGGGUGGGUCGACAACGGGGUUUUCAUCACACUCGUUGUACUUUUAAUGCCAUUUUCAGGAUUCUAUCAAAGGCCAAGCCAAUGUCUUUGAUGGUUGAAUUCAUGGAUAAGUAUAUGAAGCAAAGAUAUUUCCAUAAAUCUCGGUUUUACAAUACUUUGGUAAUUGGGUAUGCGGUGGCAGGCAAGCCUGAGCUUGCACUCCAAAUGCUUGGUAGAAUGCGGUUUCAGGGUAAUGAUUUGGAUGCAUUUGCUUAUCACGUGUUACUUAAUGCUUUGGUGGAGGAUGGUUUCUAUGAUGGGUUUGAGAUGGUUCUGAAGCAGAUUAAAUUUAGAGGUUUUGAGAAUGCAAUAACACAUGCUAUAUUCGUUAAGUGUCUUUGCCAGCAAACAGAGCUGGAUAGAGCUGAGGAGUAUCUUAGAGGGAUGUUGAGAAAUGGAGGGGUAGGAUUGAGUGAGAUUGUGGUGGCUAAUCUUGUGGAUGCUUUAUGUAAAAGUAAGCAGUUCACAAGAGCUGCAAGUUUGAUGCAGGAUUUUAGAGAGUCUGGUUUGGUUCCAAUGGAACAGGCAUAUAGUGUGUGGAUUAAGGACCUUGCUCAGGCUGGGGAGCUAAGUGAAGCAGUUGAAUUCUUGAAAGGCAAGAAACUGCCUGACGAGUAUGUUCCUGAUGUUUUUCGCUAUAACAGAUUAAUGUCUCGGCUUUUAAGAGAAAACCGGCUAGAGGAGGUUUAUGACUUGUUGAUCGACAUGAAGGAUCAAGAUAUAAUACCUGAUGAUGUCACCAUGAAUGUAACUUUGUGCUUCUUCUGCAAGGUGGGGAUGACAGAUGUUGCCUUGGAGUUAUAUGACUCUAGAGCAGAAUUUGGCCUCUCUAUAAGCUGUAUGACCCAUAACUAUCUUCUAAAUGCUCUAUUAGGUGAAGUAAGUGUUGAUGAAGCGUAUUUUAUGUUGAAGAAUGCCAUUCAACAAGAUCAUUUCCCUGGUACAAGGACAUUUUCUAUUAUUGCUGAUGCUCUUUGCCGAGAGGGGAAGCUUGAUAGAGUGAAAGAGUUGGUUCUUGUUUCUCUGGAACGGAAUUACAUGCCCAGUGACUCAACCUAUAACAAGUUCAUAUCAGCCUUAUGUAGGGCCAACAGGGUGGAAGAUGGAUACUUGGUACAUGAAAAGCUCAGCAGAUUGGAUAAGGUUACUAGCAAGACUACUUAUUUUCACUUGAUUAGUGGCUUUAACAAGUCAAGUAGGGGAGAUAUUGCAGCAAGAUUGUUAAUAGAAAUGCAAGAAAAUGGUCAUAGACCAGGCCGGCGAUUAUACAGGGCGGUUAUUUGCUGUUUAUGUCAAAUGGAGGAUCCAGAGAAGCUAUUUUACAGUUUAUUAGAGAUUCAGUUGUCUCGGCAUGAAUCUAGCUGCCUUGUUUAUAAUUACUUCAUUGAUGGAGCUGGUCAUGCUGGAAAACCUGAGCUGUCCAAAGAUGUAUAUGAAAUGAUGAAGAGAAACGGUAUCACACCAAAUUUUGAGUCUGACAUUUUAAUGUUGCACAGUUACUUAAAAGCUGGAAAAAUUGCUGAUGCCUUAAAUUACUUUCGCGACUUGUCCAAUAGAAGAGGUCUAGGAAGAAAACUAUGGAACACCAUGAUUAUUGGGCUUUGUAAAGCUAACAAGCCUGAAAAUGCAUGGAACAUGUUCUGGGAGAUGAGGUCAACUCAUUUGAGGCCAAGUAUAGAAUGUUAUGAGGAACUUGUUAAAUUGAUUUGCUUAUGGAGAGAUUAUUAUAAGGCUAUUCUUCUGGUUGAAGACUUGAUGCAAGAUGGUCGUCAGGUUUCAUCCUUUAUUGGCAAUGUACUUUUGUUACACUCGUUGCAAGCUCAUGGAGUCUUUAAUGCUUGGAUGCACUCACGAGACUUGCGUAAUACGAAGGAACAUAGCUUAGCUCUAGGCAAUCUGAUCAAGACUUUCUCUGGUGGUUGUAAGCUGGAGAGUGAUAUUUUGCAAAUUGAAGAACUGAUUCGACAAUGUUUUCCUCUUGACAUCUACACUUACAAUUUGUUGUUGAGAAAACUAUCCAUAAGCGAAAUGGAUCUUGCUUGCAAUUACUUUGAGAGAUUAUGCAAGAAAGGAUAUGAGCCAAAUCGAUGGACUUACAAUAUUUUAGUUCAAGGUUUCUUAAGAGUUGGCCGGUCUUCUGAGGCUAGAAGAUGGAUGGAAGAAAUGUUCAGUAAAGGUUUUGAUCUGACUGAGGCUACGAAGAAAUUUCUUUAUACUAUUGAUGAAUCUCAUUCAAGAUGUAAUGGGGUUCCUCAUUCAGUGUGGCCUAGUGAGGAGAAGAACCAUGAGGUCUCACAUUCAAAUUCCAGCGGAGACAAAUACUAGGUGAUUUCUUCCCAUUUGUCUAAGCUCAAGUGGACAGAGAGGUAUCCAUGGACUGAUGGAAGUAGUCGAGGUUUGUCUGCUUGGCUGUGAUUGUUGAUGUGGCUGUCUGAAAGUAAGCUGGUGGCACAUGAACCUUAGUGCAUUUGAAGAUGGAGUACUAUUGGUAUUGGUUGUCCUGAUUCCUUCAGAGUUAUGGGACUGGGCUGGAAACGUUCUCUGGAUUUAAUGCAUGGGUCAGUGAAGUAGCCAUUAUAACGGAUGCCAUGUCCUGUGCUCUGAGUGAAUCUUAAAGGUAGAGAAGCAGUAGCAGGAAGAUGGAGAAAAGCCUCAACGGUGUGAUGCAAACUGAUUAACAAGCUUACUUGCUUCAGUGCCGUUUUUUCUUUCAUUACUACUUUGAUUUGCUUCACUUGAGCCGAGGUUCUUUCAGAAACAAUCUCUCUAUCUCCAAGAAGUAGAGCAGGCCCGGAUGAUAACGAAGCUUCUGUUAGGUGGCCCGACAAAGGAGAGAGGACCCACAAAACUAGAAAGACAACUGCUCUACUUCUAUACAUUUCACCUUUCUUGAAGUAGUCGACAUUCAAUGUGGAAGGUGUCUUGGUACAUGUAAAUGUCAUCUGGACCAAAGGCACUAGUGCAUUGCUAUUAGUUUCAGCUAUUUUUACGUCUUGAGGUCAUCAUCAACUUCAUGGCAAGCAACCAAAUAAAUUUAGGGGUGCUGCUCCUAGUAGUUCUUGACCGUGCUUCGACCUGGAACAAUCAUUUAUUGCUUAGGCCUUUCAGUCUUUCUCUGCUGCUUUUAAUUAGCCGUCGGGGAAUACUUGAGUGUUUAGCCUGCGGAAGCUUGACACACCACACGUCUUCCAUGUGGGCUGUUGUUUUGAUGAACUACUCUUCUUGGAGUAUUUCCUUGCUAUUAAAAAGAUGAGUUAAUUUGAUAUCUCUUCUGUCAUAGAAGACUUACUAUUUAUUGCAGCAGAUUGGAUGUUUCUUUGUGCUUUUGGGUCUGGGAAUCUCACUUUUAUCAUGAAGAUGAAGAUACAUCAGGGAUGACUUGCAACUGAGAGAGCUGACUCGUACAUUGUCCCACCUUGUAUGGUUAAUACAUCCCACAAGGCUUUUUGUACUGUUGGCAUUAAAAUUAGUUCAUUCUUUGUUAGUACUAAAGUGGGAUGUUUGAGCUGGCUGAUGGCCUAGAAUUUCUUAGGCAACUCGCAUUCCCUGCUUUAUUUAUUUUGUAAUUUGAUUAUAAAUUACAGGGAAAAGGGCUAAAUGUAUCCCUGAAUUAUUCAAAAUUGGUCAGUUUUAUUCUCCGUUACA
Solanum dulcamara is the source of this 4253-nucleotide messenger RNA. RefSeq names its product pentatricopeptide repeat-containing protein At1g71210, mitochondrial. NCBI's taxonomy places the organism in Eukaryota, Viridiplantae, Streptophyta, Magnoliopsida, Solanales, Solanaceae. Gene Ontology annotation, molecular function: protein binding. The record is from RefSeq and is a predicted model, not a curated record. Bases 153 to 2933 code for a protein of 926 amino acids. The transcript is spliced from 5 exons.